Molecule: messenger RNA, 2134 nt
Organism: Anthonomus grandis grandis
Lineage: Eukaryota; Metazoa; Arthropoda; Insecta; Coleoptera; Curculionidae
Exons: 7
Coding region: 61-2040 (659 amino acids)
Biological process (GO): regulation of DNA-templated transcription
Cellular component (GO): nucleus
Molecular function (GO): zinc ion binding; RNA polymerase II cis-regulatory region sequence-specific DNA binding; DNA-binding transcription factor activity, RNA polymerase II-specific
Source: RefSeq, a predicted model, not a curated record
GACCUUGCUGUUUUUACGAGAAAAUUUAAUAAAAGCUAUGAUAAUUGCUUUGAAUACAAAAUGAAUGACAAGAGAAUUUGCCGCCUAUGCCUUAACAUAAUAAUUACAUUAAGACACGAUGUGUCUAAAACAGGAAUUCGGGAAAUGUUGGUUAUCAUAUUCCCUCAAAUGAAUACAAAUCUUACAGAAACGAUUGACGUCUGCCAGGAAUGUCUUAAUAGUUUACAUUUCGCAGUAAGAGUUAGAGAAAGUUAUUUGACUAAGAUACAAGCUGGCCUUGAGAAGACUCUUGAUAGUUUUCCACAUUGUCAGAUUUGCUUUGAGAGUGAAUCAGAUUUUAAACCAUUAUUGCAUAAAAUAAAUCAUUCUGAAAUGGUUUUGAGACACUGCCUUAAAGUCGCUUUACCUGAACAUAGACAUCAUGACAUAACAAUAUGCGCUAUCUGUUGGUCUUGGAUGAAGUCAAUUUGUUCCUUUAAAAGUCGAUAUUUUAAAAUAGAGGAAUACUUAAAUUGGUACAGUCUAAGACAGAAUAAUAAAACUUUGAGUAAUGAGGAUAUAGAAAAUAUAUUACGUGAAAAAUAUCAGCGAUUUAUUGCUACAAAUUUUGAGUAUGAUUCUCAUAGAGUAAAACAAAUUACAGUAGAUCCUACAAAAAAUAAAGAUUGUGUUACAGAUAAAAAAUAUAUUUUAUACUCAAGUGACCAAUCAACUAAAGUCGAUAUUCCUACAAAACUUCCAAUAAGUUUUUACAAGGAAUACUUUAAAGAAAAAGGAGAAGUAUUUUCAAAUCAGGGAAUUGAAAAAGCAGAAGUAGUCUCAAAUUUUGUGCGAUUUUUUCCCAAUAAUAACAAGUCUUUAUCAUGUUAUGACAUUGAUGAUGAAUUCGACGAAUUUAAAGAGAAGGAAAAUAAUGAUUAUGGCGUUAUUACUAUAGAAGAUGACAGCUUUAGUGAGCCAACAAAUGUAACACCUAUUACUGCUAAAGAUUCUACUGUAAAAACGAAUAAAAUCAAUGAUAACUUAAAUCACAUUAGAUCUGAUCAUAUAAUCAGUUCCACCGAAAGAGAGUUGCCAAAAAAUGAUGGCGAUGAUGAUGAUGGUUUUCAAAAUAGAGUCAUUAUAUAUUGUGAAAGUACCCAAUUUAUUGAAUUAGCAAGAAAUAUGAGGAAUAACCAAGAUAGUAUUGAGCGUGCUAAUAAUAAUAAAGGGAGUACUUGUUCACCCUCGCAACUUAAUUCUACUGUAAUUACUCAUAAAAUACCAGAUAAAGAAUCUUUAGCACCAAUAUUAUCAAAAAAUAAAUCUACUUCCAUGAAUAAUGUAAGCAUAGAAGAAACUUCUUUAACAUAUAAAAGUAUUUCAUCGAACAAUGAUAUUUACGAAAAUAGACUGAUUAUUAAUGAACCUAAUGAAGUGGAGUAUGAGGAAGAAUGUUUUUCCAUUGAAGAAGAAAGUUGCUAUGAGAUGGUCAGUGAAAAAAAUGAUGUUAUCGACCUUACUAAUGCCGAGGACGAUUUUGAUGACCUGCCAAAUACUGAGAGUGAAAGGAAUGUCUUAAAUUUAACGGAUAUGGAAGUUCAUAAAAGCAUCUGUUGGGCUUGCUACAAAUGCAAAGCGAUGUUUUUCAAAAAAUCGUCGAUCAAGCAACAUUUGUUAAAUCAUGAUAAUCCGUGGAACAAAUAUGGAAGAUUUAAAUGCCAUCUUUGUCCGUUUGUGUCAAAUUGGAAAGCGUCUGUAACCCGACAUCAGGUUUUUCACACAAAAGAAAGCGAUAGACACUUUUCGAACAUGAGGCUAACAUACCUUUGCCCCUACUGUUACAUCAUUUAUCUCAAUAAAGAAAAUGUAGAGGCGCAUGUUUCAGAACAUGUAAUUUCUUGGAAUAAAUUUCAGUGUUUAGAGUGUAUGUUUUCUACCAAUUUAGGAGGAACGCUUAGACGCCACUACAGGGUGCAUCAUUGCCAAAAAACGGAUCCAAAUUUUCUCCCACGCCAGAGGAAAGAAGCACUUUUUUCUGAUUCUCAUAAUUUUUGUUGAUAUUGUUUUUUUUUAUUUUGUCAUUUAUUUCAGAAUAAAUAGUUAUUUUUUAAGAAAAUUAAUUUUGUUAAUAAAUAUUGAUUUUUUCAAAUAA